UCAUAACAUGUGUUCAAAACAUUGAAAAGUAUUGUUUUCUUAACGUAAGUAUUGCUCACUUUUGAGGACAACUGAAGACAUUGAACACAGAAAUGGCAUUUAGUUUUGAUUUGGCCAAAGAGGUGACUGUCGAGGAAUGCGAUAUGAUAUAUGACACUCAAUUUCAUCCGACAAGACAUAACAUCCUGGCCUUCAGCACAAUCGAGGGUCGCAUCCAAUUAAUCGAUAUGAAUGGCGGGACAAACAACGUGGUAAUGGAUCUGAAGAAACACCAUAAGGGAAGUCCCAUAAGAAAAGUGCGGUUCGCGAGCGACCAGUUUCUGGUGAGCGCCGCUAAAAGUGUGAAACUAUUGGAUUUAAAUACCGGACAAGUGGUCAGAAAAAUAGAUAAUUGCGGACAAAAGAUAUAUUCGCUGCUAAUUGUGGACAACUAUCUGUUAUGCAUCGGUGACGACACCGGAGUCUUCAAGGGUUUCGACUAUCGUAUAGAUCGCGGCGUUUAUAUGGAAGUGAAAGAAUGCGAUGAAUAUAUUAGUGAUUUAGACAUCGAUGAGUCUAAGCGUAUGGUUGUGGCCACUUCUGGAGACGGCACUCUCUCCGCGUUCAACGUUAGGGCCAAACGCAUGGAACUACAGUCCGAACUCUUUGACGCAGGCUUUCAGUCCAUUCGGUAUAUGGAAAGCAAAGGCAAAGUAGUGGUCGGCGCCGAAGACGGAGCGCUCAAUAUAUUCAAUGUUAACCAAUGGGGAAAUAUUAGCGAUAGGUUUCCCAUCCGGGGUAACACCACAAGAGGUCAGGGAAUGUGUAGUAUUGAUGGCAUUGAACUCAUUAAUGACGAGACAAUUGUUGUCGGAUCCUCUGAUGGCAAACUUCGCGCAGUGAGUGUUCAGCCAAACAAAGUGAUCGCAACCAUCGAUGAUUGUGUCUCCGAUCCGCAGAACAUUCAGAAACAUCCGAAACACUUUACCCGAUGUUCUCAAUUGACCACUGCUAACAAUCCUGACUUAAUGUAA
This is a messenger RNA of Medioppia subpectinata, 1013 nucleotides long. NCBI's taxonomy places the organism in Eukaryota, Metazoa, Arthropoda, Arachnida, Sarcoptiformes, Oppiidae. The record is from the annotation of a GenBank genome assembly.